This is a messenger RNA of Penicillium odoratum, 780 nucleotides long. RefSeq names its product ribulose-phosphate 3-epimerase RPE1. Gene Ontology annotation, molecular function: D-ribulose-phosphate 3-epimerase activity; metal ion binding. The record is from RefSeq and is a predicted model, not a curated record. The transcript has 3 exons. Bases 1 to 780 code for a protein of 259 amino acids. NCBI's taxonomy places the organism in Eukaryota, Fungi, Ascomycota, Eurotiomycetes, Eurotiales, Aspergillaceae. Gene Ontology annotation, biological process: pentose-phosphate shunt; carbohydrate metabolic process; pentose-phosphate shunt, non-oxidative branch. Gene Ontology annotation, cellular component: cytosol.
AUGGCUCCCCCCGCCAUCAUUGCUCCCUCCAUUCUCAGCGCCAACUUCGCAAAUCUCGGCCAUGACUGCUCCAAGAAGAUGGAGCAAGGCGCCGACUGGCUCCAUGUCGACAUCAUGGACGGCCACUUCGUUCCAAACAUGACCAUCGGAUGUCCCGUCGUUUCUCAAAUUCGCGGCUGCGUCGACCGCCCGCUGGAGCCUUGUGCUCGUGGUACUUUCGACUGCCACAUGAUGAUCAUGGAGCCUCACAAAUGGGUGAAGGAGUUCCAGAAAGCCGGUUGCGAUCUUUACUGCUUCCAUUAUGAAGCUGCUGUUUCUUCCGUUGCUGCUACCGAUCCUACUGAUAAGGAGACUACUCAACGUACCUCGCCACGUCAAUUGAUCAAGUAUAUUCAUGAGCAGGGUAUGCAGGCUGGUAUUGCGAUUAAGCCUGAUACGCCUGUUGAUGUUCUCUGGGAUAUUUUGGAUAGUCCCGAUCUUGCUGAGCGACCCGAGAUGGUCCUCGUCAUGACAGUUCACCCCGGCUUCGGCGGCCAGAAGUUCAUGGCGUCUGAACUCCCGAAGGUCACAGCCCUGCGCGCACGUUACCCGGAUCUGAACAUUGAGGUUGAUGGUGGUCUUGGUCUUGGAACGAUUGACCAGGCUGCCGAGGCGGGCGCCAAUGUUAUUGUGGCGGGGUCUGCGAUCUUCGGCGCACAGGAUCCAGCGGAUGUUAUUGCGAAGUUGAGAGAGGCUGUUCAGAAGCGGAGAGGCCUUGAGGCUGGUUCUACUUCUUCCUGA